GAAAUGACGUCAGUGUGUUUAUAUAAUACAAUCGCAGAUUCCCAUCGCAGUGUUGUUUAGAAAAUUCAGACCAGCGUCGACGUUUCUAUACACCAACAAAGACCAUGAUUUGGAAAACAUUAUUGAUCGUUGCGGUUUUCGCCGUAGCCACUGAUGUUGCCGUGAUGGCGUUGAAGAUGGUGGGGGGCUAUUCCGAUGCGACGGUUACAGAUACAGGGGUUCAAGACGCCCUGCGGUACGCUGUGGUGCGGCACAACGCGGGGACCAACGACAUGUACCUCCGCCAAGUCGGCCGAGUGAUCUCGGUCCAGAAACAGGUGGUGAGUGGCGUGAACUACAAGUUUGUCGUGGAAAUGGGCCAGACUGCUUGCAGAAAGACCGGUGUUGAAUCAAACUGCCCGGUUCGCGGGGACGAAGCGGCUGCUAAGCCAUACCAGUGCACAUUUGUGGUGUACAAACAUUGGAGCGGCACCGUCAGUCUGACCUCCCAAACCUGCCCCACCGUCUAAUGGCCCUCACGGACCUUCUUGGUUUUGCUUGCAGUAUAUGUUCACAAUUUGCGUGGUGUUCACAAGGGCAACUGACAAUUAUUUGCAAUAAUAGGCUUCCAUGAUAUCCUCUUUGUCUAAAUGGUUCUUAAACUCUAUUGAAUUGUUAACCUCUCAAUUAUGCAAUACAAUUUGAUUGUAAUCUUAUGCCCCGUACACAAUAAAAUGAUUUUAGCAGAUCUUUGCAUACUUUUCUUUUGUAUAGAUAUUUUUCUGUGUCAUUCAAAAUAUUUCAAUAUAAUUGGGGUAAGUAGCUGCAGGGUGCAGGGUGGAUUCUUUUUGGCCAACCCAACAAUGCGACUUCCAAGACUCAGUCAUCUCUGUCCUCAAAAUGACAACAAUUCAUAAAAUAAACAAAAACUGCACUUAUGAAAACUUAAAAGUGCCUACACCAGGUUCUUACUUAAAAUAAAGUGCAGUUCUAUGUGAUUUUUUGUUUUAUGUUCUGUUCUGAACAUAGUAAGGCAGCUAACAUAUUUUGACAUGUUGCAGGAAUGUCAAAGACUGUAUUUCUCUUUGCUAUGGUGCUUAAAACUCUAAUAAAGAUAUUGUGGAAAAAAUAAAUAAAAUAAAGUGCAUAUAUAACCUG
Molecule: messenger RNA, 1137 nt
Organism: Gadus chalcogrammus (walleye pollock)
Lineage: Eukaryota; Metazoa; Chordata; Actinopteri; Gadiformes; Gadidae
Product: cystatin-like
Exons: 3
Coding region: 105-509 (134 amino acids)
Molecular function (GO): cysteine-type endopeptidase inhibitor activity
Source: RefSeq, a predicted model, not a curated record